AUGGAAGUGGAUGCCGAAGAAAACGAGCAGGACAGCCGCAGCACUACACAACCAUUUCGAGGGGAGGAGCCAUCGGUUGGAGGAAAGGGGAAACGUCCCGCGGCUGAUGCUGGUGUCGGCGGAAGCGCGGGGAAACGGGCUGCACCUGGUCGUGGCAGCAGUGCCGGCGGCAGCGCGGGUGGCAGCACGGGCAGCAACGCCGGCGGAAGCGCGGGCGGCAGCGCGGGAUGUAGUUCCGGCGGCAGCAUGGGCGGCAGUGCGGGCGGCAGCGCGGGCGGUGGCGCGAGCGGCACUGCGGGUGGCAGCACUGGCGGCAAGGCGGACCGCAAAGCGAAGCCCGGAUCAGACCUCGGCCAGAACAAGCUCACAGUAAGGCAGCGAUUGCAAAUCGUCAGGGCCGUCCAAGGCGGCCAGCAAAGGAGCAAAGUUGCGCGAGACUUCGGCGUGGGCUAG
Messenger RNA from Ectocarpus siliculosus, 453 nucleotides. NCBI's taxonomy places the organism in Eukaryota, Phaeophyceae, Ectocarpales, Ectocarpaceae. The record is from the annotation of a GenBank genome assembly.